UCUGACCGUACGUGGGAGUCGAGUCAGGCCUGAUCAGGUUGGCUAGGCCAUAGAUACUAGAGCGGGGGAAAGGGAUUGGCAACGCCCGCUUACUUCGAGAUCAUGCGCUGACGUCAUGACGGCAUAUAUGGCGGCUGUCCCUUGCAAUGAUUCUGAGGUCCUACGCGACGCUGUGGCAGUUGUGUUGACUAAGGUAGACGAUUCCCUGAGUGAAAGAAGUAGGAGUGUUUCAGUUUUAGCAGAAUCGCUACUUGUCUGGAGUGCUCAGAACAGGCAAGCGUUCGAGAGCUUCGCUAAGUCACUGUUGCGGUUGCUUCUUCCAUGUUUGAAGGACGUGGGAAAGAAGCCCAGCAGAUCGUGGGAGGAGAGAAUUUGGCGCAACUUCCAUGCGGUUCGUGUCUCCAGUCACUUGACGACACUGUGGAAGUCGCAACCAACUGAGGUGUGUUCUGGUGAUUCGAUGCUUUGUCAAAUGUUGGUCACUGCUAUCAUGGAGCACCUCAUAAAAGUCCAUUACCCUGUUGAGGUUACGUCGUUGACUCAUCAGUCUGAGCAAUUGGCCACGUCAACAGAGGAGCAAAAGGUGAUACGAUACAUGGCAGGUUACAUUCCCGUGUCACUAAGAAAGAAGCUAGAACGAUCUUCCCAUCACCAAAAAGAGGAAUUUAUUCUGUGCCUCUGGGGGAUGUGUGAGGAUGAGACAGAUUGUGAAGAUUUCCUUGCCUACAAUAGACACUGGGUGGAUCGAGUAAACCGUGGAGGUCUGUUUAUAGUCAGUGAUCUGUCCUAUCUCCCGUUUGAGCAGCUUGAACUCAAUGUUCGUAAGCUAUACAAUUUUGUCAGCGCUUGACACUUCAUCCUCAUUAUGUUCCCGUGAUGAAGUCAGAGAGGCAGUUGUGGGAUCAGAUGACGUUCAGUUCUAUUGGUCCCAGUUGUCUUCAGAUCUUGAUGAUGAUGGUAGUCAUCAGCUACUUAGAAUGAUUGUAGACUUAUGGAUUACAAUACGUGGAUUUUCAUUCGUGAGAUCAUUUAUGGAACAGUACAAACAAGCUCAUGCAGUAGGUACUUCUAAAGCUAAGCCUCUUCGUAAAACUUUGAAAUCUUAGGUACUUUGUUGCUGAAAUCUCACAGUGCCCUUAGAACAAUGCUUU
This is a messenger RNA of Corticium candelabrum, 1151 nucleotides long. RefSeq lists its product as uncharacterized. Lineage: Eukaryota; Metazoa; Porifera; Homoscleromorpha; Homosclerophorida; Plakinidae. Bases 116 to 850 code for a protein of 244 amino acids. The transcript has a single exon. The record is from RefSeq and is a predicted model, not a curated record.